Messenger RNA from Frankliniella occidentalis (western flower thrips), 1330 nucleotides. Its product is annotated as cuticle protein 19-like. Gene Ontology annotation, cellular component: extracellular matrix. NCBI's taxonomy places the organism in Eukaryota, Metazoa, Arthropoda, Insecta, Thysanoptera, Thripidae. The record is from RefSeq and is a predicted model, not a curated record. The transcript is spliced from 4 exons. Bases 1 to 588 code for a protein of 195 amino acids.
AUGGAAGCGUCCAAUGUUGUGAAUGUUUGCUCUGGCACACAUCCUGUACAGAGCCAUCCAAGGUACGCCUUCAAGUACGGCGUCAACGACCCGCACACUGGAGACCAGAAGCACGCCUCCGAGACCCGCGACGGCGACGUGGUCAAGGGCCAGUACUCGCUGGUGGAGCCUGACGGCUCGGUGCGCACCGUCGACUACACGGCGGACUCCAUCAACGGAUUCAACGCCGUGGUCAGCAAGUCCGGGCCGAACCUGCACGACCCGCCCGCACUGAAGGUACCCCUGGCCGUGCCUGUAGCACACGCCAAGCCUGUGGUUGCCGUCGAGCCCGUGGCCCUGGCCAAGCCCCUCUACAAGCCCUACUCGGCCCUGGGCGCGGACUACAGUGACGUGGCGUACGCGCCCGCCCCAAUCGUGGAGCACCCCCACCUGACGCAGGCCUCCAUCGGCGCGCCGGCUCACUUCCAAGAGUACGACGUGUACGACGAGGCCGGCAGCUACCUGGGCCUCCUCGGCAGCAACGGCCAGUACACGGCGGCGGCCUCCGCGCCCCACGAAGCCUACUCGCAGUACGACGGCUACUACUAGAGCUGCCGAUCGUGGCAGAUGUCUGAAAACAGCGCUGCGUUUUGGGCUCCGAAGUGAACUGGGGGUGGCAGAGAAUCACCGCUGCCGCCCACAGAUGUCAUAUAGUGCCAACCUCAGGAAAAAGAACAGGACGACGUGCCGCGAGGCACCGCGACCAUGCUUAAACUUAAACAGUUGCCUCCCCCGAGUAUUACAACUAUUUACAAUAAUUUAUACAGAUGAUAGAAGGAGGUAACUCGGAGGUCGCUUCUUGGGAACCGACCAGCCAGGCGACAGUGCUGUGCGACUAGGGUAUGAAUGUUGUUGUGCUGUAAAUAUGGCUACCCCGUUAUUUUGUAUGAUAAUAAUAGUAGUAAUAAUAAUUUAUAAUGCGUACUGAAUGCCGCGAAAGCACAAGUCACUGACAUAACGAUGACGAUGAUCUGGUCACAUUCCUGUUGUUAUCAUUGCCAAAUAAAAUGUUUCCUUCUUCAACGACCUUUUUAGUUAAUCACGGGCCACUUUGAUUUUUCGUAAACUAGAUGACAGACAACUCGCCCCGGUUAACUUUGACGCAGUUAACUCACCCCAGGUCCAAUAUUCUGUACAAAAAACUCAAUUGUUUCCGCCGACCUAUUUCUAAGUGUUUUUAUGAAUUGUAAAAUUACGGUAAAGUAUGAAACAGAAAGAAAAUAUGGAAAAUAUUUAGAAGUGAUGUACCAUCUCUCUCAUCGAUAAAAAUAUAAUUUGUCCAAUCAAAGGA